Molecule: messenger RNA, 1455 nt
Organism: Acaulospora morrowiae
Lineage: Eukaryota; Fungi; Glomeromycota; Glomeromycetes; Diversisporales; Acaulosporaceae
Source: the annotation of a GenBank genome assembly
AUGACUAACGUAUACGAAAAGUACGAAAGUCCCUUGACCUCCAGAUAUGCCUCACCAGAGAUGGCAAAUCUCUUUUCGCCCGCAAAACGGUAUUACACGUGGAGAUUGCUUUGGUUGAACUUGGCCAAAGCUGAAAAGGAAUUGGGUAUUGGUGGUAUUAGUGAAGAGGCCAUUCAGGAAAUGGAAGCACACUUGAAUUUAACCCAACAUGAUUUUGAAGUAGCCGCUGUCGAAGAAAAAAAGCGUCGCCAUGACGUUAUGGCACAUGUAUACGCUUUUGGUUUGGUCGCUCCAAAAGCUUCUGGUAUUAUACAUUUAGGUGCCACAAGCUGCUACGUAACUGAUAACGGAGAUUUAAUUGUAAUCAGAGAAGGUCUAAAAUUAUUACUGGAAAAAUUGACUCGAGUUAUUGAUCUAUUUAGCAAAUUUGCUAACAAAUAUAAAAGUUUGCCUACCUUGGGAUUUACCCAUUUUCAACCUGCUCAACUAACUACCGUUGGAAAAAGAGCAACUCUUUGGAUCCAGGAAUUAUUAUGGGAUUUAAGGAACAUCACGAGAGCAAAAAACGAUAUUGGAUUCCGUGGUGUAAAAGGUACCACGGGAACUCAAGCUUCAUUCUUGGCUUUGUUCGACGGUGAUCAUGAUAAAGUAGAAACUUUGGAUAAGCGUGUCGCUGAACUCUCCGGAUUCGAUGAACUGUAUCCGGUGACCGGACAAACAUACUCACGUAAAAUAGAUGUUGACGUAUUAAACGCGUUAAGUUCAUUUGGUUCCACGGCACAUAAGAUUGCUACGGAUAUAAGAUUAUUAGCUAAUCUUAAGGAAAUUGAAGAACCAUUUGAGAAAGAUCAGAUUGGUAGUUCAGCGAUGGCUUACAAGAGAAAUCCAAUGAGAUGUGAAAGGGUCUGUAGUUUAUCGAGGCAUCUCAUGAUUCUUGCACAGGAUGCUUUGAUGACCAAUAGUGUUCAAUGGUUAGAAAGAACAUUGGACGAUAGUGCAAAUCGACGUAUCUCGAUUCCCGAAGCAUUUUUAACAGCUGAUAUCAUUUUAUCACUGCUACAAAAUAUUUCCGAAGGAUUUGUGGUAUAUCCCGAAGUGAUCCAACGUCACAUCAUGCAAGAAUUACCAUUCAUGGCUACCGAGAACAUAAUCAUGGCGAUAGUCAAAAAGGGUGGUGAUAGACAACAAUGUCACGAAGAAAUUAGAGUUCUGAGUCACCUUGCGGCCAGUAAAGUUAAAGAAGAAGGCAAAGAAAAUGAUUUGAUUGAAAGAAUCAAAAGUACUGAAUAUUUUAGACCCAUCUGGGAAGAGCUUGACUCUCUAUUAGACCCAAAGACGUUCAUCGGACGAUCUCCACAACAGGUUGACAAAUUUCUGAGAGAUUAUGUGGAACCUGCAUUAAAACCAUACGAAGAAGUAUUAAAACAAGAAAAGCAAGUAAUACUAAAUGUUUAA